Maniola jurtina (meadow brown) is the source of this 3088-nucleotide messenger RNA. RefSeq names its product B-cell CLL/lymphoma 7 protein family member A (gene BCL7-like). The record is from RefSeq and is a predicted model, not a curated record. Bases 156 to 557 code for a protein of 133 amino acids. The transcript is spliced from 3 exons. NCBI's taxonomy places the organism in Eukaryota, Metazoa, Arthropoda, Insecta, Lepidoptera, Nymphalidae.
AAAUUCAACAAAUGGCGGACUUGGUAAAUUGAAAUGUGAAUUCGAUUGCCAUUUGAUUUAAAUUUAUAAAUAUAAUACUGAAUUAACUUUCUAUAUUUAAUUUACUGUAAUAUUUUAAAUGAUCAGUCUUUGUGAAAUAGGUAAAGUUAAUUAAAAUGUCUCGCUCAGUGCGCGCAGAAACUAGGAAUCGUGUAAAAGAUGAUAUCAAAAGAGUCAUGCAAGCGGUUGAAAAAGUUCGCCAUUGGGAGAAGAAGUGGGUGACUAUUGGGGAGACAACGAUGAAAAUAUACAAAUGGGUGCCGAUAUCCACGAACGAACAGAAGAAAAAGCAUGCUGCGAAACGAGAAAAUAAGGAGAACACUUUGACGCCGAAGAAGAUGCACGAUUCGUCGAAUUCCAACUUCGGCAUGGCUGAAGACUCGAACACAUGUUUCUCCACGGUGAGUGACUCUCAAGGCCCCACAGACUUCACCUCAACGCACAUGAACUUUUCCGAGGACUCCAACUCACAGAGCAGCGGCACCACCACACCUGCAAAGCGGUUAAAAACUGAUUGAGACUAAUAAGCCACCUCCUUGGUUUUGUAUCAUAUUUUAAGGUGGCUUCUCAUGGUGUGUGAUAGUUUGAGAACAGAAAACAUAAUAGUACCUGCCAGGUAAUUCACUCUACAAAGAUGAUUAAUUUUUAUUUAAAAAUUUAAUAAAUACCUUUUUUUCUAUAUAUCGUGUAAAUCGCGUCUUUACAUGUGAAUGAAUGAAGUACAGUAGCCUAGUGGUUAAGACUUCAGCCUCUUUUUUGGGGGCCCAGGGUUUAAUUCUGGGCAUGCUUCUAACUUUUUCGAAUUGUGUGUUUAAAGCAAAAUAUCACUUGCUUUAACAGUGAAAGAAAACCUGCAUAUCUGAGAGUUUUCCAUGAUAUUCUCCAAAGUAGUGUGAGGUCUGCCAAUCUGUACCUGGCAAGCUUGGUGCAUAAGCUUUAUCAUAUUAUGGCUCAAAUGUACUGGCUCAUGUAGGUCCUGGUUAAUACUAGUCAGGCAAGUACUCUUAUGGGGAUUCUAUACCUCAAAAGGUAAAAGAAACUUGUAGAAUCAUUUUGUUGUCUGUCUGUUGUGUCUGUCAAUUGAAGGGAAUCAAAGCCUAUAGGGUACUUGUUGACCUAGAAGCAUGAAAUGCAGGUAGCAAUGCCUUACAGCACAAGUAAAGGAAAAAAUUCCAAAACCGUGUAUUUGUAACUACCUAACAUCACAAAUUAAUAAUUAUUAUUAUUAGUAUCCACAACCAUAUAAUUAGUUUACUAAAUCACAACAAGAUGGCGCUGUUCAUCAUUAACUUGCAGUGAUAAAUUUUUAUUAUACCUACUAUUUGAGAUUUCUUGUAUAAUCGUAUGGAACCCUUCAAGUGUGAAUCUGACUCACACUUGACUAGUUUUUAUUCCUUUGAUGUAACUAGAUAUCAGAGAGAGUACUGUUUAUGCAAUCACAUCCCAUGAGAAGCUACCAUUACAGACUUUAUGACAUGGGACUUGUUUCCAAGUUUUUGUUAAAAACAAUUUAUUGUACAUUUUGCAGUGCAAGUGAAGUGAAGUCAUAAGUGUAAAAGUUGAUUUAGUUGCAUGUGGUAAUACAAUGAGAUUGAUUUAUGUAUUUAUAUUAUUUACAGUAGAGUUUGUUUAUGGUGUCUGUACCCUAAGCCUGAAAUCUAUAGAGCAUACUUUGACACUGCUUAGACUUAAGUUUCAGUUAAAAUGAGACAGAUUUAUGCCAGAUAUAUAAUGCUGUCUCGUUUUAACAGUGUUUUAAGCCUGAGCAAAGAAAGUGUGCUCACCCUAAGACCCAUUACGCAUGGUCGAUAGUUGUCUCAGUCGUCGACAACCACAACCAUUAGAAUCUGUAAUUUAUAUUAUGGAAGUGGCUCUAGUAUGUGAAUGAAGUCGCCGCGACUGCGUGCGUUAGAGCAAUAAAGGUCUUCACACAUUACACAGACUGCUCUGUCUUGGCUCACAAACUCACAACAUGGACAUAUGAGCUUUCUAUUGUGUUCCCGACUCUCGAACUCUAUGGCUCCCGACAUGCACCGCCUUGCCUCGUGCGGUUCGUAUUCUUGGACUGCUAUGGACAUACACUCACUACUUCAAGUCUGUUAUGUCAGCGGGUCGCCUCGCUCGCUGACGCUGUCGAUAUACUUGGAUUCUGUGUAAUCUGCGAAGAUCUUUAGAGCUAUGCACAGUUGAGUCGACCCGAAUCGUUUUGAAAAACAACUUAAACUCAGCUCAAUGUGUUUUGGCAUAUGGUUGAAAUUGGUAUUUAUAAAAACGGUGGAAAAAACUGGAACGCGUCCGUAAGAUCUUGCGAGAUAUGUCUUGGACGUCCACUCAGGGUUACAUCUGUUAGUGUGCACUGGUCAGUGUGCUAGUAACGUCCAGAUCCCUUACUCCACUCUGCUGGUGUGCGUUGUGUCUUACUAUGAGUUUGUACUUUGGGCCUCUCGAAAACAUUGAGUUUUUGAUCGCAAUAUGUAAUAAAAGGUGUUCACAUAAACAAAUUCUACUGUAACUAGUUUUUAUUUUUAAGUAGCUCCAUAAAUGAGAUAAUUUAAUUAUUAUAAUAUUGUAAGGUCUAAUUUUAAGGAUUCAAAGUUUGAACGUCAUAUGGUGUGCAGUGAGGGUAAGCACUAAUUUUAUCGAUUUUUAGGGUUUCAUAGUCAACAAGGAACCCUUAUAGUUUAUUUCGAACACGCAGCGAUGCAAGUGUUGUCGUUUUUUUUUUAAUUUAAAAACAAAAUGGGAUUUCAAACUUUGUGAGAUGUACCCGUUAGCUACAUUAUAAAAAUGAUCCAUCUCUAUUAAAGAUUGAUUAGUAAUUUGGGCAAUUAGGCGUCGGCCUUCAUAGAACGCGAUUAAUCAACCAUCAAGGAUUCCUUGUUUUACUACGGACCCUUGAACCCCUUUACAUCUUUAUGUUAAUGUUUUUGUGGUCCCAUAAAUCUUAAUUGAAAGGCCUCCUGUAAAAUAUUGACUAUUUUUAAAGUACAAUCUAAUAUUAUUGAUGAAAUGAAAUAUAACUUAUUAUUGAAAAUAAAUGUCAUUAAAU